AUGACACUUAAUAAGCAAGUUGUUAAGAUCACUGAUGCCUUUUUCAAAUCAUCCUUAAGGAAAGGUUCUCCAUAUGUAUUUCCGAACAAGAUCCGGUUUGAGAUCAAUGAAGGUGAGAAGUGGUGUAUUUGGGGUCCAUCAAAGGAGAAGUUCAUUGAUAUUUUGUCUAACAAGUACAUAAGUGAUCCUUUUUCGGCAGUUACUUAUGCGAAAGUUGUAAAGGGUCGGUUACCACGGAUUGAACAAGUUAAAUUUAAAGGUGUGAUGCCUACAGCCCAUUUGAGUGCCCGUUAUGAGUUCUUCAAGGACGAAUUUGAUCAGACAUGCGAGAAGUUUAUUCUUGAUAAUUCAAUGGGAUCUCGUGCAGUAAAUUAUGAGGUUGAGACUACGAACAGAUACGUGGAUCCAGAGCUAUUAACGUAUUUGUUGAAAGAGUUAAAACUUAUUGACAUCAAAGAUAGGUGGGCUAUGGGGUUGAGUAAUGGACAAAUGAGACGUACUAGGCUUGCGCGCUCGUUAUUGAAGGAACCUGACUUAACAAUUAUUGACGAUCCAUUUUUGGGAUUGGAUCCAUCUGCGUGUUCGAUCAUAUCAAAAUUCUUGUCCAAAUAUGAUAAAGGUACAUCAGUCAUCAUAGGGUUGAGGUAUCAAGAUCAAAUACCAGACUGGUGUACGCACGUGGUGUGUGUGGACAAGGAUGGUAUAGAGUUCCAAGGUCCCAUGGAGCAGUAUAGAGACCAAGUUGAAUCAAUGAGGUUGCAAUUGUUAGAAGUACUACAGCUAAACAAACCUAAGAGUAAGUAUACUAUUGAGGAUUUGAUUUCGCCACAUAAGUACUAUAAAAGCCCACAUCAUGAUGUGAUGAAGAUUCCAUCAGUAGUCACGCUAGAAGGUCUGUCGGUUACAUACAGUGGCGAACCAGUAUUAAAAGAUAUUUACUGGGAUGUCAAACAAGGUUCCAAAUGGCAUAUUCAAGGAAAUAAUGGUGCUGGUAAGUCAACCUUGCUAUCUUUGAUCACUGCAGACCAUCCACAGUCUUGGAACUCCAAAUUUGUUGACCACGGCGUUCCUAGAAGAACCGGAAGCACUAACUUCUUUGACAUUAAUAAAAGGAUUGGUCUUUCUUCGCCAGAGAUGCACGCUCUCUUUUUGAAGAACGCUGGUGACCUCUCUGUGUUAGAAACAGUGGCAUCAGGGUUCCAUGCAGUCAGUUCCAACAACUUUUUAAAAGCGCAUAACACACUUACAGACGAACAGAAAAGAAUUGUUGAUAUGUAUAUCGAUUAUUUCCAUUUGGACCCGAAGAAAACAUUCGCAUCCCUAUCUGUUAGCGAACAGAAGAUUGCAUUAUUCGUUAGGGCUGCGGUUAAGAUGCCGGAAAUUAUGAUACUUGACGAAGCGUUCUCCGGAACAGAGACUGAUCAACUCAUAAGGGCCCAUGAGUUCCUCGAGCAAUGGCCAGGAACUGUUUUUGUCGUAUCGCAUGUUCAGGAAGAGACACCAAAAUGCAAUCACUACCUAAGAUUAAUCGAACCUGGACAAUACGAAAUCGGAGACGUCAAUUGA
Kluyveromyces lactis is the source of this 1566-nucleotide messenger RNA. RefSeq lists its product as uncharacterized. The transcript has a single exon. NCBI's taxonomy places the organism in Eukaryota, Fungi, Ascomycota, Saccharomycetes, Saccharomycetales, Saccharomycetaceae. The coding region runs from base 1 to 1566 and encodes 521 amino acids. The record is from RefSeq and is a predicted model, not a curated record. Gene Ontology annotation, molecular function: ATP hydrolysis activity; ATP binding.